CUAGUAGGGAUUCUCCAAGGGUAAUACCCCAGAUGGGCACUUCUACCAUUUCUUAGAGGUGAAGUUCAUAUCUCUGUAUGUGUAGAAGUGCCAUUAAUGCUUGAAACUCUUAACUUCUGACAGGAGAUUGCACUCUUUGCCUGAAUUUUCAUCUUCUCAGCUAAGCCUUUGCUGAAAGACAAUGGAUUGGGUCACUCUUGUUCCUGUAGGGUUAUUGUUCAUACUCAUUCUCCUGAUGAUUCUGAAAAGACAACAUGUCUGUAAGAGCCACGCAAGAGAAAACUUCCCCCCGGGACCCACGCCUUUACCCAUCAUUGGAAAUCUGCACAUCAUGGAUCUGAAGAGACCUUACCUGACAAUGCUAGAGCUAUCCAAAACAUAUGGCCCAGUCUUCAGCAUUCAGAUGGGACUAAGGAAGAUGGUGGUGCUAGCAGGAUAUGACGCAGUGAAGGAAGCUCUGGUGAACCAGGCGGAUGCAUUUGCAGGGAGACCUAAAAUACGAGUUGUUGAAGAAGCAGGAAAAGGAAAAGGAGUUAUAUUUUCUGAUGGAGAAAACUGGAAAGUGAUGCGAAGAUUUACUCUUACAACCUUACGAGACUUUGGAAUGGGCAAGAAGGCCAUAGAGGAUCGUGUUGUAGAAGAGUAUGGAUGCCUGGCAGACACCAUUGAGGCACAGAAAGGGAAGCCCCUUGAGAUGACUAUGAUGAUGAAUGCUGCUAUUGGUAAUGUCAUCGUGUCCAUAUUGCUUGGAAAGCGAUAUGACUAUGAAGACCCCACAUUCAAAAGGCUCCUGUCAUUGGUGAACGAAAAUGUCAGGAUUUUUGGAACUCCGUCAGUUUUGAUGUACAACAUGUUCCCAGUCCUUGGAUUCCUCCUGAAGGACCACAAAAUUUUUAUUCAGAAUGUAAAAGAAAUCAAUGCUUUUAUCAAAGUGACUUUCACAGAACAUCUCAAAGCCCUGGACAGAAACGACCAGAGGAGCUUCAUUGACACUUUCCUCAUGAGACAACAAGAGGAGAAUGGAAAGGCCAAUGGAUAUUUCCAUAAUGAAAACUUAACUGGGGUUGUGAGAAAUCUGUUUGUAGCUGGCGUGGAGACCACAUCCAUCACUUUGCGCUGGGGCCUUCUGCUCAUGAUGAAAUAUCCUGAAAUUCAGAAAAAGGUCCAAGAAGAGAUAGAGCGAGUGAUAGGGUCAAACCCCCCACGAAUCGAGCAUCGAAUUCAAAUGCCAUAUACGGAUGCUGUUGUACAUGAAAUUCAAAGGUUUGCUAAUAUCCUGCCGUUGAACUUGCCGCAUGAGACUACUGCAGACGUGACCCUCAAAGGCUAUUUCAUUCCCAAGGGAACCUACAUUGUCCCCUUACUGGCCUCUGUCCUGCAAGACAAAUCCCAGUGGGAGAAACCAGACGUCUUCUACCCUGAGCAUUUCCUGGACUCUGAGGGGAAGUUUGUAAAGAAAGACGCUUUCAUGCCUUUUUCAGCAGGGCGGAGGACCUGUGCUGGAGAGACUCUUGCCAAAAUGGAGCUCUUCCUCUUCUUCACCAGCCUCCUGCAGAGGUUCACCUUCCACCCUCCUCCUGGAGUUUCCAUCUCAGACCUGGACCUCUCUCCCUCCACCAGGAUCGCCAUCACGCCAGUGACUCAUGAGGUCUGCGCAGUGCCACGUUCCUAGGGCUUUUCUUAGUCAUCUGCUUUUCCUGAAACACCCAGAUGAAAUACCUGUGUCUCUAGUCCCACAUGAGAAGUUUGGUACUUCUGAAUCCAGUAGGGCAUUUUUAGCCCAAGCGCACCUUGGCUCAUAGCCGGAGGUGUCUCUCCCACCAUUACAGCAGGCGGCAGUCCUGACUUCCAACCACUCCUUGAAAGGGAAGGUGAUGGUCAUUGUGAAGAUGAAUCCCACGAGGGCGAUAGCAAAGUCCAUUUCAUUCUGUCCUUCCCUACACCUCUGCAUGUUCCCCUCUGUAUUGGGUUUGCGUGUCAAGGUUUUGGUAGCGGGGGGGCUACAGGGGUGGUUUCUGUGAGAAGCUGCUAGAAGCUUCCCCUAUGUCUGAUAGAGCCAAUGCCAGCCGGCUCCAAAACGGACCCACCGCUGGCCGAGGCCGAGCCCAUCAGUGACAGUGGUAGUGCCUCUGGGAUAACAUAUUUAAGAAGGAGGAAAAAACGGCUGGCAAAUGCAGCCGGAAAGAGGAGUGAGAAUAUGUGAGAGGUGAGAGGCUGCAGACACCAAGGUCAGUGAAGAAGGAGGGAGAGGAGGUCCUCCAGGUGCUGGAGCAGCAAUUCCCCUGCAGCUUGUGGUGAAGACCAUGGUGAGGCAGGCUGUCCCUCUUCAGCCCAUGGAGGUCCACAGUGAAGCAGAUACCCACCCGCAGCC
Molecule: messenger RNA, 2371 nt
Organism: Aptenodytes forsteri (emperor penguin)
Lineage: Eukaryota; Metazoa; Chordata; Aves; Sphenisciformes; Spheniscidae
Product: cytochrome P450 2K4
Exons: 9
Coding region: 182-1672 (496 amino acids)
Biological process (GO): xenobiotic metabolic process
Cellular component (GO): cytoplasm; intracellular membrane-bounded organelle
Molecular function (GO): iron ion binding; oxidoreductase activity, acting on paired donors, with incorporation or reduction of molecular oxygen, reduced flavin or flavoprotein as one donor, and incorporation of one atom of oxygen; heme binding
Source: RefSeq, a predicted model, not a curated record